Messenger RNA from Schistocerca serialis cubense, 2546 nucleotides. Its product is annotated as gastrula zinc finger protein XlCGF8.2DB-like. NCBI's taxonomy places the organism in Eukaryota, Metazoa, Arthropoda, Insecta, Orthoptera, Acrididae. The coding region runs from base 1769 to 2068 and encodes 99 amino acids. The record is from RefSeq and is a predicted model, not a curated record. The transcript is spliced from 2 exons.
AGUUGCUGUAAUGGUGUUUUCAUUAGUGCAAGAAUGGAAACAGAUUAUUUAGGCCUUGUUACUAACUGAAGUGAAAACUGGUAUACAAUAUGGCAGGCAGCAUAUAACGAAUAUUGUUCACUCUUCAACUUCACUCUUUUGCGUCUUGCAGACAGAUUCAGACUGUGCUUCAGACUAGAACUCAAAACCCUGAAUAAAGUAGUGAAGAUAAAUUUUGUACUCAUUACAGUUGGAGUCCUUAACAACCUGAGGUCUGAGUGACUUCCUCCCUUUUCCCAACCUUCUUCAGCAUAUCACUUUUUUCUUCCUGAGGAAGGAGCUAACAGUUAUAAAAGCUAGAUAUUUCCCCUCUCUCUACCACCUCAACCACCACCACCACCACCACCACCCCCCCUUGCUUUUAAAUGUGUCUGUUGGUAGUACUUGGAAUUUUGCCUCCUGAAGGUAAGUGCACCAUUUUGCACACGUGUAAUAUUGCACAGUUUUCUCAAGAGAAUUUUCCAUUUGGUGCUAAUAACUGAAGUGGUGAGUCCCUAGUUUUUGUCAAAUGAGACAUACGGUAUAUUCAUAUGAAAUGCAGCACACUUUUUGAACGAAUGUGAUUUGAAAUGAUGUAACUUGUGUUAUACAAAGGACCACAAAAGGCUAUACAUAAGUGGAAUACAUAAAGCUAAUGAUUCCUGAUUUGUUAAUAGAAUGUGCAGGAUUAGUUUCAGACUAUUUUUUUCUUUCAUGUUGGUGUUUAACUAUACUUACUUUGCACCAUGAAGGCUAUUGUCAGGGAGCCUAUAGAACAUGAAGGUGGGGAGCUGUUGAGUUCAGAAUGAGCAAUAACUGCUUUAAUCAGAACUAUGACAUUACUCUUGGUGCUACAAAGAAGUAUGUAGUCGAAGCACUGAGAGGACACAGAGUAAACAUCAGCUUUCUUCCUCUUCAUUGGUCCCAGUGAUGCUAUUAGUGACACUCCGUUGCAGAGUUUGAUUUAGUCUGUGGUACCAUAUGUAAAUGUAUGUCUUGUCUGUUGCAUGAUGUCACAAGUAUGUAAUUUGACUGACUGAUAUAUAUUAUAUAUGAGAAUUUAGUUGUCACUCGUACCUGAUGAAGCAAGUAAACCAAGAAAUAUUUUGCUCACAUUUCAAAGGGGAUUAUGUAAAUGAAUAAAACUAUUAACUCAUGAAAUGGUGAGUUAUAUGGUAUUAAGGGUGAUGCAGAAAAUCUUUGAGUGUAUAAGCCACAAUGUUCUGUAACUCUUAGACAUUGCUGGCAGAGUACAUUGUGUGACCAGUAGUUUGCUAAGUAAUGCAGUUUGUUUAAGAUAUUUAUAAUACAAUACGUUAAUACAAAGGCUGAAUAGGAAAAAAAAUAUCAAUGCAUUAUGAUCCAGUUUUGUUCUUUGUAAGCAUCAAAUUCUCCUCUGCAUUGAAACAUUUUGAUUUAUGAUUCCUUCUGCCAUGUUGUCUUUGGUUCCUCCAGUUACCAGUGGAUUAAUAAUGCAGUUAGAACAUUCAAAAUGAAUAUGACUUCUACAUUCUUUAUUUAUCUUUUGGUAUUCAGCAAAUAUCACAGUGAAGAUGUGUGCAUUUUCAUUGUUUAUAUUUAUCUGUGAGCACUGAACUGAUAUGGUAAAGAAACUCAUUUCGUAAUUUGUGCAUGAUGACUUAUGAUAUGAUAAUGUAAAAACAACCAGAAAGAAGUUGACACAAUGUGUAAAACCUUUUAAAAGCCCACCGCCCUAAAAAUAGUUAUAUUCAUCUGAGUGUCAUACUACAUGUACACUAGUAAUGCUGUUUCCUUUGCAGGUGUGAGUCCACAGCUGCUUGAUGGAGAUUCUGUACUGUUUAGGGGAAUUUCCCAGUGGUCCCCAGUUGUGAAAGCCAGAAGCUUUGCUUGUGCCCGCUGUCACAAUGCUUAUACUCGCCGAGACAACCUGAUGCGUCACAUCCGAUUUGAAUGCGGUGUAGAACCACAGUUUGAAUGUCCCAUAUGCUACAAAAAAAUGAAGCACAAAUUUUCAAUGAUUAAACACAUGAAAAACCAUAACAGGAUUAGAAAUUUACAGCAAGUGUGAAUCCACAGUUGUUGGAAGGAGACUCUGUAUUGUUUCAAGGAAUUUCGCAAUGGUAUCCAGAUGUAAAAGCCAGAAGUUUUACUUGUGCUCGUUGUCACAAUGCCUAUACCCGCCGACACAACCUGAUGCGUCACAUUCGAUUUGAAUGUGGUGUAGAACCACAAUUUGAGUGUCCUGUAUGCCACAUAAAAAUGAAACACAAAUUUUCUUUGAUUAAACACAUGAAAAAGCAUAACAGGAUUGACAAUUUACAGCAAGUAAAUUUUUUGUGAGAGAUGAACCAGUUUUUUUUUGUAAUAUAUUAUGCUAUUGUAUAUUUUACUGGCUAUUUACCAAUAAACUGUAAUUAAAACUGAUACAGUUAUUUAAUUUAAAUAACAAAACCACCUCUGGUUCUAGUGGCGUUUACUUAUCUCAACUAACACAAAACUCAUGAGAGCUGUUAGCUGUAAUGAUGGUGUAUUGAGGAAGGUUUGCA